AUGAUUGAUGGCAAAAAACAUACUCGAGCCUACUCAAUAAACUCAUUACCCAAUGAUCUGUAUAUAAAAUUUACCAUUAAACGUGUAACAGAUGGACUGGUAUCAAAUUGGUUAAUUGACUCAUUGCAACUUGGCGAUAAUAUCCAACUUGAUAGUAUUGCUGGUGAAUUUAAUAUUAUCGAUCACCCUUAUAAAUCAUCAAUUGUUUUAUUCAGUGCUGGAUGUGGUGCGCCGCCCGUUAUGGCUAUGGCAAAAUACCUAUUACAACAAAUGGAUCAGCAUAAUCUGCCACCCGUAAAAAUUGAAUAUAUACACUGCGCUUAUGAUGAAGAAAAUAUAAUUUAUCAUCAAGAACUGAUAAAACUAGCACAACAUAAUCCGCUGUUUAACUAUCAUAUUAGUUUAAAACAGUUAUCCCCUGCACUUUCAGUUAGUAAUUAUUCAACAGGUCGAGUUAAUGCAGAUUUUUUACGCCAAAACUACCCUAACUUACAUGAAUCAACUAUCUUUUUAUGUGGUUCAACUCGCUUUAUGCAGGAAAUAAAACAAGCGCUUACCGAAUUAAACUUUGAUUUAUCGCAGUUUUAUUAUGAAAAUUUUACACCUGUAGAACAAGCGCCACAAAAUCAAGAUAUCAAUGCGACUGUUACCAUCACAGUACCUGAUUUUGGUAUUGAGCAAACAGCACAUAUUGAUGAUAAUUUACUUUCAGCAUUAGAAUCGGCUCAACUACCUAUUAUUGGAGCUUGUCGUGCCGGCGUUUGUGGUGCAUGUCGAUGUAAAGUGAUUAAGGGAGAAGUUGAAUCUUCAUUAAUGUUAGGUCUAAGCCAAGAAGACAUUGAUCAAGGUUAUCGCUUGGCCUGUGUGAGCAGCAUUAAAUCAGAUAUCGAAGUCUCAUUAAGUUAA
Teleopsis dalmanni is the source of this 906-nucleotide messenger RNA. Its product is annotated as NADH oxidoreductase HCR-like. NCBI's taxonomy places the organism in Eukaryota, Metazoa, Arthropoda, Insecta, Diptera, Diopsidae. The transcript has a single exon. The record is from RefSeq and is a predicted model, not a curated record. Gene Ontology annotation, molecular function: oxidoreductase activity; 2 iron, 2 sulfur cluster binding. The coding region runs from base 1 to 906 and encodes 301 amino acids.